UUAUGCGUAUGAUGCUCAUAUUGCAAUUUAAUAUACCGCGCAAACAUCUUGUUUCCCGCUCUGAAAACAAAUUAAGCCGAUUAGGUUUUACUUAUUUCUUAUAAGAUUGGGGCUGCGAAAUUUCCACAGUGAGCAAUUGGGGCUGCGAAAUUUCCACAGAUUGGGGCUGCGAAAUUUCCACAGAUUGGGGCUGCGAUUUUUGUUUAGUGAAUGAAAAUGAAACCCAGAAACGAGAUAAAACAGAAGAGGAGGAGAAAUUCACAAGAUUUUAUGACACCGUCAGACGACAUCAUUCUUCUCAGCCGUUUCUCUAAAUUCUACUACAAAUAUUUUCAAGAAGGUAACUCAGUCCCUAUAGAAAAUCUUGCUCCAUUUUUAAGUCAUGUCGAGAAAUAUCUACAGAAUAAAUACACAGUGGGUCAAAUCUCGAACAGAAUGAUUAGACUUAAAGAGAAAUAUGAAGUAGUUAAAAAAAAUGUUGAAAACCCUGAGUUUUGUUUCAACGACUACGAUUCUGCCUUGUAUGAAUGGGGUAGUGUGAUAUGGGGGGAACGUCCUAUUGACAACAUCCCUCCUCUGAUAGACCGUGUGAAAACGCCUGAGAAGAAUAAAAAAAAAAAACAUGGAGAAGAAAAAGUUGAGAAAGAAAAAGAAAACUACAAUGAACAACUUCUAUAUGUUUCUGAUUCUGAAGAAGAUAAAGGAAGAGAGAUUAAAAGGUUAGCACAUAUUGAAAUAUUAUCUUCAUAUGAAAAAAAGAAAGAGAAAGACAAGGAAGAAAAAAUUGAGAAAGAAGAAGAAAAAUACAAUGAACAACUUAUAUAUGUUUCUGAUUUUCAAGAAGAGAAAGGAAGAGAGACUGAAAAGUUAGCACAUAUGGAAAUUUUACCUUCUAUCAAAGAAGAGAAAGAGAAAGAGAGAGGCAAAAUAGAAUUUGAUGAGAAGAAUGAUUGGGUUGCUGGUUCCGAGGAAGAAGAAAAAGACAGAGAAAGUGAAAAGUCAAUAAGCAUAUCCGACUUUUAUUAUGAGCUCGAAAAAUGCCUCUCCGAUUUAAAAAAAUCGUUCUCUUGGAAGGUUCUUUUUCCGUAGACAAACUUGCUCAUUUGAUGGAUUCUUUGAAGUGUCCUUUUCACACUCAUGUAGAGGCUUAUGUUUUUCUUUUUCUUUCUGUCAAUUGUUGGUUUAUACUUUUAUCAGAAAAUUUCUCUCUUGAAGCACUAUUUGACUCUUGACCUACUUAUUACAGUUGGUAGAUGCCUUAUGAACCAGGCUAGUAAAGCAAAUUUUGGAGAUUUUGUUGUGUAGCACAUUGAGCUUCUUCAAAAGUUUGGAACCUUCACACCACAGGGUACCACUCUAGACUACGCUUCCAUGGUUCAUGCCAUGUCAAUAGACUAGCCCAUCCCAAGUAGAUGAAUCAGAAAAUCAACCAGAAGGAAAUCCACCAAUUAUUAGAGAAUCUAAAUAAUUAUGUGAUUGCUUCUCUUGUAAUUUUGUAUUUACUUGUACUCGUCUCAUAAGGUCAUCAUCAUAAUCAUAUAUAUAUUCAUAAGAGUUUCUACUAGGCAAAAUUAGCUAGGAAGCAUUCUGCUAGUUUUUUAUCGUAGGGAUUCUCAUCCUUAGCCUUUUGAGUCUUUGUAUUCAUAGGCAGUGUACUCAAAGAAGAGCAUUAUUUUGUUAUCUUCCUAUCUUCUGAAUGUUUAUUUAUUUACAACGUUGUUCUUUGCUUCA
This is a messenger RNA of Cryptomeria japonica (Japanese cedar), 1731 nucleotides long. RefSeq lists its product as uncharacterized. Gene Ontology annotation, cellular component: nucleus. NCBI's taxonomy places the organism in Eukaryota, Viridiplantae, Streptophyta, Pinopsida, Cupressales, Cupressaceae. Gene Ontology annotation, biological process: regulation of DNA-templated transcription. The coding region runs from base 211 to 1089 and encodes 292 amino acids. The record is from RefSeq and is a predicted model, not a curated record. The transcript has 2 exons.